This is a messenger RNA of Monodelphis domestica (gray short-tailed opossum), 936 nucleotides long. RefSeq names its product olfactory receptor 4S2-like. Gene Ontology annotation, cellular component: membrane. The record is from RefSeq and is a predicted model, not a curated record. NCBI's taxonomy places the organism in Eukaryota, Metazoa, Chordata, Mammalia, Didelphimorphia, Didelphidae. Gene Ontology annotation, biological process: G protein-coupled receptor signaling pathway. Gene Ontology annotation, molecular function: olfactory receptor activity; G protein-coupled receptor activity.
AUGGAAGUAGCCAACAACAUCACUGAGUUUUUAUUCCUAGGGCUGUCCCAGGAUCCCAAGUUGCAGCUGAUGUUCUUCUUCCUGUUCCUCCUCUUCUAUACUGUGAUUAUAGUGGGGAACCUACUGAUCCUAUUCACAGUAUGCUUUGAGUCUAAGCUCCAUAGUCCCAUGUAUUUUUUCUUAAGUAACCUCUCCUUUGUGGACAUUGCCUACUCCUCAGCCACAGCCCCUAAGAUGAUUGCAGACUUCAUCUCAGAGGACAAGACCAUCUCAUAUUGGGGCUGUGUUACACAAAUGUUUACUUUCCACUUCUUUGGAUGUGCUGAGAUUUUUGUUCUGACAGUAAUGGCAUUUGACCGCUAUGCUGCCAUCUGCCAGCCGCUACGCUAUAGCACCAUCAUGAGUGCCAACACUUGUGCUAUGCUAGCCUUCUUGUCUUGGGCAGGUGCCCUGGGACACUCAUUUGUGCAGACCCUUCUGACUUUCCAGCUUCCCUACUGUAGUGCUCGAGUCAUUGACCAUUAUUUCUGCGAUGUUCAUCCUGUCCUCAAACUUGCCUGUGCAGAUACUUCCUUAGUGAACCUGUUAGUAGUCGCCAAUAGUGGUCUCAUCUCCUUGGGUUGCUUCCUCAUUUUACUAGCCUCUUAUAUAGUUAUCCUACUGAGCCUCCGGAAGCGCUCUUCAGAGAGCCGUAAAAAGGCUCUCUCCACCUGUGGCUCUCACUUGACAGUGGUGACCUUCUUUUUUGUCCCAUGUAUCUUUAUCUACCUUCGUCCAUCUACUACCUUCCCACUAGACAAGGCAGUCUCUGUGUUCUAUACCACUAUCACUCCAAUGCUAAAUCCCCUCAUCUACACUCUGAGGAAUGAGGAUGUAAAGAAUGCUGUGAAACACUUUUGGAGGCAUAGGGUUUUGGGGGAAGAAAAGAAAGGUUGA